Messenger RNA from Chelonoidis abingdonii (Abingdon island giant tortoise), 1269 nucleotides. The record is from RefSeq and is a predicted model, not a curated record. NCBI's taxonomy places the organism in Eukaryota, Metazoa, Chordata, Testudines, Testudinidae.
GGCUGGUUCACAGUCAUGCUGCUGAACCUCUGCAAAUGGGCAUGAUGAUUAUUUUAGAGUGAGAGUGGGUUGCGGGGUAUUGUUAUGAACCGAGGAAUGAUUAAGAACUGAUUAUUUGUUUGGUCUUGUCGGGGCGUUCGUAUUACAGAAAAAAACAAGCAUCUGAUGCAUUUGCUCACGUGCCACUUUUGAUUAUGCAUUACAUACUUAUACAAAGGAGGAUCCUUGCAAAAGAUGGAGCUGUAAGUUGCUAGUAGGGGAAAGUGCUGCAAGAAUCCAAUAUUUUCUCAUCUCAUCUCAUCUUGAAGUGAUAUGUAUUUUUCCUUUGGUUAAGUUGAAAGCCUUGCUUGGUGGAGACUCACUGUAGCUCUGAGUGAGUUCGUAUUUUUCUUACAUGGUUAGGUUUUGCAAAGAGCAGCUGUGAAGAGGAAACUGACACUCUACAAGAUGCAGUUUGUUCUUCUCCUUUUGUUGGUGGGGGUGCCAACAAGAUCAGUGCUGGCUGACUCCCUAGAAGAUGAAGCUAAGAAUAACAUCACCAUCUUUACAAGAAUACUAGACCGACUUCUGGAUGGUUAUGAUAAUCGUCUUAGACCUGGAUUAGGAGACAGUAUAACGAAAGUCUUCACUAAUAUCUACGUAACCAGCUUUGGACCUGUUUCAGACACAGACAUGGAGUACACAAUAGAUGUUUUCUUCCGUCAAAAAUGGAAAGAUGAGAGGUUGAAGUUUAAAGGGCCAAUGAACAUCCUUCGACUGAACAACUUAAUGGCUAGCAAAAUCUGGACCCCAGACACAUUCUUUCACAAUGGGAAGAAGUCAGUUGCUCAUAACAUGACAAUGCCAAACAAACUACUACGAAUCCAGGAUGAUGGAACUCUCUUGUAUACCAUGAGGCUUACAGUCCAAGCCGAAUGUCCCAUGCACUUGGAAGACUUUCCUAUGGAUGCUCAUUCAUGCCCGUUGAAAUUUGGCAGCUAUGCUUACACAACUUCAGAAGUGACCUACAUUUGGACUUACAAUGCAUCUGAUUCCGUACAGGUUGCACCGGAUGGCUCUAGAUUGAAUCAGUAUGAUUUGCUAGGCCAAACAGUUGGAAAGGAGACAGUUAAAUCAAGUACAGGUGAAAUACAGUAAUGACAGCUCAUUUUCACUAAGAGAAAAUUGUUAUUUUGUGAUUCAGACUUACCUCCCUGGCAUCAUGACAGUCAUUUUUCCCAAGGUGUCGUUCUGGUGAACAGAGAAUCUGUACCUGCAAGAAAGUCUUUG